AUGGAAACGUCCCGGUCAACACACUGCUCCCAGGGCCGCAUUUCGUUGUUCUCUGCUGAAGUACAGACGACUCAGCAUAUCCAGGCGGCGGUAAAGUUUGCCGCACAACACAAUCUCAAGCUAGCCAUCAAAAACACUGGGCACGACUUUCUCGGCCGUUCAUCCGCUCCACAUUCGCUGCAGAUUCUCACCAACCAACUGAGAAACAUCUCCGUCUAUGACAGCUUUGUUCCCUCCGUUCCUUCUCAUAUACGGGCGCCAAAAGGGGCGAAGGCCGUUACGCUUGGCGCUGGAGUCCAGCUGCGCGAGAUGUAUGAAUAUCUGGGCACGCAGGGAUUGAUGGUUGUUGGGGGCUCAUCGAAUACCGUUGGCGCAGCUGGAGGGUAUAUACAAGGCGGGGGCCAUUCUAUCAUGGGCUGGCUUCAUGGUAUGGCCAGUGAUAAUGCCCUUGAGUUUCAGGUUGUAAUUGCAGAUGGCACACUUGUUUUUGCCAAUGCGUAUCAAAACACCGAUCUAUUCUUUGCUUUGCGAGGAGGCGGCGGUGGUUCAUUCGGGGUUGUGGUCAGCGUGACCGUGAAUGCAUACCCGGAUUACCCAGUGCUCUUUACAUCGACCAAUUACACCUUGAGUAAAGCAAAUGGUCCAUUCUGGAAUGGUGUCCAAGCAUUCCAUAAUCACCUGGUAGAGCUCAACGACCACGGUGGCAGUGGAUACUAUCUAAUGGCACCGCAAAGUCCGGUUACAGAAAGCCAAACGGAGGCAUCAGCCGUACUCUUUAUGUUUUUCGUCAACCAAACCGACAUGAGCGUUGUUGAUCCGCUCUUCUCUCCGCUAAUUUCGGAUCUGACGAACGUAACCGGUAUUGAACCUUCAUACAAUACCUACGCCUUUCCGUCCAUGUCGAACAUGUACACUACUAUCCUCACGGGCAAUGACACGACAGGUACAAUGAUCCGCUUCGGCUCGCAGUUGGUGUCUCGGUCUUUAUUUGAGACUGGUUCCUCUCAAAGGCUUACCAACGCCAUGGAAAGGCUCGGAAUGGGUUCUGGUGAAUAUCUCCUCGGGGUGGCUCUUGCCGGAGGCAAAGUAGCCGAAAACAGAGUUAUGGAAACUGCACUUAACCCUGCCUGGAGAGAAACACUUGUCCAUAUGGUUUUUAUGCGGACAUUAAGCCCAAAUAUGUCUUUUGCUGAGCAAGAGGCUAUAGCGGCCAAUGUUACAGAUGGAGUAUCACACCUUAAAGCAGUUGAGUCGGGCAGAAUGGGGGCGUAUCUGAAUGAAGCAGAUGCCGAUGAGCCUAACUUCCAGCAGUCUUUUUGGGGAUCUAACUAUCCUCGUCUACGGGCAAUCAAAGCGGAGAGAGAUCCACGCGAUCUCUUUAUAGUUCGAAAGGGCGUUGGUAGUGAGAACUGGGAUGAUAGUGGAUUAUGCCGUAUCCACUAG
This is a messenger RNA of Penicillium riverlandense, 1443 nucleotides long. RefSeq names its product FAD-dependent oxidoreductase. The coding region runs from base 1 to 1443 and encodes 480 amino acids. Gene Ontology annotation, molecular function: oxidoreductase activity; FAD binding. The transcript is spliced from 2 exons. The record is from RefSeq and is a predicted model, not a curated record. Lineage: Eukaryota; Fungi; Ascomycota; Eurotiomycetes; Eurotiales; Aspergillaceae.